UGCGCAUGUCACACAUGUAGGACAUACCGAUUUUCUCUGCAGUGCGCAUGUCACACAUGAGUGUUUCCAGCCGGCUUGAAAUUCAUUCGCCAGUGUUUUCUCAGCAUUGAAAGUGGGCGCAUGAAUUCUUGUGAGCGUGUAGUUAAAAGUUAAAGUGUUGUAAAAUUUUCCACCGUUACUAAUUUUUCUUUUCUCGCGAAGUAUACCAUGGAUCCUAACCUACCUGGUCCUUCGCGUGCAAAAAAACAAAAAGUAUCAUUCAAAGACCCAAACAAUGUCACUGAUGAAGAGUUAUUAGCUGUGUUAGAGGCUUCUGACUCUGAAAUAGAUGAAUUACUGGGAAUUUCGGAUUCCGACGACGAAUAUAUUUUAGAAGGAGGCUGUGAGUCUGAGGAAAGUGAUUAUGAUGAUGGUGAAGGUAGGAAUUUUGUUUUUCUUUUUGUUUAUUCUUAUAUCGCAUAUUUUCUAGUUGAUGCAGUCUUGCAAACACAAUUACCUCAAACACACACACAACCAUCAACUCUUGCAAGUGGAAGUAUUAUUCCAACGUGGUCAAGCAACCCUACAGCCUUGAAGGUGUUUCCGUUUACGAAGAGAAAUGAACUAUUACAAUUAAUUCCGGGAAACAACGAGCCGAUUGAUUACUUUCGUGCAAUAUUUGACAAUAAUAUUCUUGAGCUGAUUGUGAGAGAAACAAAUAAUUACGCCGAAACCGUGUUUCUGGCCGUAGGUACCACAGAAAAAUCGCGGAUUACCAGAUGGAAACCAGUUACUUCUGCAGAAAUGUUAACUUUUGUUGGCUCACUGUUACAUACUGGAACAAUUCGCACAAAUCGCCUACAGGAUUACUGGAAGCGGCAUCCCUUAUUCAACCUACAAAGCUUUUCUAAGCAUAUGAGUAGAGAUCGUUUCCUACUCAUAAUGAGGUGUUUGCAUUUUGCAGAAAAUGGACCUGCAGGAGUUCCAACGGAUCGCUUGCAUAAAAUAAAUCCUUUUUUAAAUUUCUUCAACGAGAAGAUGGCAGUUCUCUAUUAUCCCCAACGGGAACUUUCACUGGACGAAUCGAUGGUGCUGUGGAGAGGGCGAUUAGUAUUUCGCCAAUACAUCAAAAACAAGAAACAUAAAUAUGGAAUAAAAUUAUAUGUGCUUACCGAACCUUGUGGAGUGAUAUUGAAAGUAUUGAUAUACACCAGGGCAAUGGACAAUUUAGGUGGAAAAGGACAUACAACAAAAGUCGUACUUGAUCUUAUGCGGAAUUAUUUAGAUUCAGGACAUUCUCUAUACUUAGAUAAUUUUUAUAAUUCUUUCGAGUUAGCAAAUGAACUAACAAAUCGCCGAACGUAUUGUACGGGAACUCUCAAUGCAAAACGAAAAAAUAAUCCCAAGGCCGUCAUCGAUAAAAAGCUGAAAAAGGGUGAAAUCACUGGACAAUACUCUAAUGAUAUUAUCGUCGGAAAGUGGAAGGAUAAACGUGAAGUUUUAUAUAUUUCCAAUGAAUAUGAAAACAAUAUGAUAGAGUAUACUGACAGGCAAAAUCGGGCAAGGGAAAAACCUACGCCAAUAUAUUAUUACAACAAAUUCAUGGGUGGUGUAGAUCACCAAGACCAACUGAGUGCAUACUAUCCUUGUGAGAGGAAAUCUCUAAGAUGGUACAAACAAUUAGGAAUCCAUCUCAUUCACCUCAUGUAA
This is a messenger RNA of Leptinotarsa decemlineata (Colorado potato beetle), 1689 nucleotides long. RefSeq names its product piggyBac transposable element-derived protein 4-like. The record is from RefSeq and is a predicted model, not a curated record. Lineage: Eukaryota; Metazoa; Arthropoda; Insecta; Coleoptera; Chrysomelidae.